Neoarthrinium moseri is the source of this 378-nucleotide messenger RNA. RefSeq lists its product as uncharacterized. The coding region runs from base 1 to 378 and encodes 125 amino acids. NCBI's taxonomy places the organism in Eukaryota, Fungi, Ascomycota, Sordariomycetes, Amphisphaeriales, Apiosporaceae. The record is from RefSeq and is a predicted model, not a curated record. Gene Ontology annotation, cellular component: cytoplasm. The transcript is spliced from 2 exons.
AUGUCGACCCGGGCAGUCAUUUCAGCCGUAAAGAACGUCAAGGGGAAGACAUCUGAUCUGUUCCACAUCAGGUGCAGAGUUAAGCCAAACGUCGAUAAACUCCGCGAAGGGGUGAAAGCCGUCACAGAUGAUGCCAUUGAGCUCAAUGUAGCUGCGCAACCAAAGGACGGUGAAGCUAACAAAGCCACCGUUCGUAUCAUGAGCAGUGCUCUUGGUAUUGCCAAGUCCGAUUUGCAGAUUGUCCACGGCUUGAAGUCCAAAGACAAAACUAUCGAGGUCAACGUCUCUGCAAUACCCGUACCCGCAGGGCAAGGCCGUGAAGAAUGGGUUAGCCUUCUUCGAUCACGUUUGGAAACUCACGUAUCCCUCUACAAGUGA